AUGGGCGACAAUGUGGCGGCAACUCCCGCGCGGGAAGCGGAGGCAGACCCGGGCUACACUCCUACAGAAAUACCGCUUCCCCUUACAUGGGCAAAGACCAACCCUCUUAGUGCUCUCCAUUUUGAACGCGUCGAUGAUCUGCCGGAGUUUCCUGUCAGUCAUGAACAUGGCCAUGCAUACGUUGUCAAGGCUGGCGCGCGCUCUCGGGAGGAGCUGGUGCAGAUGAUUCACAGUGUUCAAUAUGCAUGGUCUCAGCAGAAUGGAAGGAAGGAACAAGUUUAUUCGACAUAUCUCAACUGCCAUGCCAGAAAGUGGACCUGGAAAUGCUCGGGGAUUUACUGCUGUGAAUUUCUGGACCAGAAGAUUCGAUCUUAUCAUCAUACUUCUGUUGAUGACAGCAUCUGGCAGGAGAUGGAGAGACAUCAGGGCCCUGAUAAGCUGUUAGGGAAUGAUCUGGGUAAGCGGAACGCAUACAACUAUUAUCGCUCCAAGGCUACGCUCUUCAAAAUGAACCAUGCUUGUAUUGAUCAACUUUUUGAUUGCAAGCCUGUUUUCAAGCGCUUGACACCCAUGGGGGUUGAUGGCGUCGCCGCUCCAUAUAUCGGCUGCAGUAAUGACACAGGGGAUCUCUUAUCAAAGCAUCACCGUGCGGCAGGUCUUGACUCUACAACUAUGGAUCUUGAGUUGUUGGAAGAGCUUUUUAAUAAGGAUCUUCUGCCGCCCGAUGAAGUGUGGUGCGAUGGAGCCGGUAUCUUGUCGCAGGAAAUACUGCCGCCUAUCCCUAAGGGAAGCUAUGAUGUGGCAGUCCAGAAGAAAGACCGCGGCCUAAGUACCAAACAAUUCCUUGAGUCUCCCCAGCUUGCGGAAUUUUGCGGGCAGCAUAACGCCUCUUCUCUAGCUGAGAUCCACCCCAGUUUUCGUAACACAAAAGUGAUUGAUAACCUCAUUCGGAAAGAGCGGUUGAAGUCUCGGCAAACCGAGGACGAUAUCAAUGGUUUAGUUCGAUUGAAAGAGACCGAUGGGGGUUUCAACGAGUAUAUUCAAGAGCAUUACAAGGAUGGGGGCCAUACCAUGGUGCUCUGUGCUUAUAACGAUCAACUCAAAGUAUUAUCGCAGAUGUUAUCAUUCCACAUUGACACGUCGGUAAAGCGUGUCCGCUCACAGAAUGUGAAUGAGAUUCUCUUUACGACCUUUCUUCCAGAACAGCAUCAAGUGAUUACUUUCCUCCGUGUGUUCAGCAGUUCCGAUUCGGUCGACAGCUACUUUGUUCUAUUCGAACGGGCCUUUGCUCUUCUUGCAAGGGUUUCGGGUACCCCCGUCCAUUUCCGCCAUCACCAUGGUUUUGGAUUCUCCGAUAUAGUUAUUGAGGUGACAACGCUUUACUCAGCCCUUGGCAUGUACCUUUCGGCCAUCGACCCUGAGAAUCGUGACGUAUUAUGGAACCUAGCAUCGGCUUGCUCAAAGAUGAGUCCUGAUAAUCUGGCUACCCUCAAACAGCGAAAGGCCGCCGCUGGCCAGCCGUCGUCCCAGAGCUUUAGCCCUGGCCCUGGCCGUGGCCGUUCUGGUGCUCGAGAGAAAUACUCAUCCCUUGUAGAAUUAAUCCAGAAAUAUGCGAAACCCGACAAGGACGAUAUUAUCGAGUAUAAAUGUUUCCUGCAAGCCAUCCUGCAUCGCCCGAAUCCAAAUGCAGCUAUUGAGUAUUACCGCCGCCUUGAACGUGAGGAGGGGAGUCGAAAGCGUCCAAGGUUGGAUUCAUCUCUCUCGGCGUCAACUUCUAGUGAAGUGGAGAUACUGGAUAUAUCACCUUCGCCCUUUAGGCAAUGUUCUCGGGACCCCAAUGAGCAGGGUGUUCAGGUCUCCGACGAGCAGUCGUUAGAUCUGAGUAACGGUGAUAAUAUGGAUGCUAUGCCAUCAAUCGAACCUCCUGAACCUAUUGUUCCAGAUGAUACACCCUCGUAUGAAGAAAAACGCAGGGAGCUCGAAUCCCAGAAAGCCAUGGCUGAAUUUGAGGUACAGUUGGCCCAGGCUAUGAUACGGGAAAUGGACGCCAAAAUAAGGUUGCUUGAGCUGAAAGAGGAAGCAAAGGAGCUUGACCUGAUCGAGCAAAGACAGGGGCUCGCUACGUCUCUGGGAGCCCUUAGCAAUGCCAAUAUUAAUAGAUGGUAG
Aspergillus puulaauensis is the source of this 2166-nucleotide messenger RNA. RefSeq lists its product as uncharacterized. The record is from RefSeq and is a predicted model, not a curated record. The transcript is spliced from 13 exons. The coding region runs from base 1 to 2166 and encodes 721 amino acids. NCBI's taxonomy places the organism in Eukaryota, Fungi, Ascomycota, Eurotiomycetes, Eurotiales, Aspergillaceae.